CCCUUGGAAGAAAGUAGCUCAAAAUCCUUUACACUUCAGCCCAGUACUUUGCCCACCCCUGCCGAGUGAAAGUUGAAGAAGUGGACAACUUUAUAGUAGUGCGUACCACACCACCACCACCACCACCACGACGGACUCGUGUGUUUACUACUUUCACUCACUCACUUUCUCCUCUCCCAAUCCCAACCCGAUGCGAUGGGUGAAGAAAGAAAGCGAGCAUAAUAUGUAGAAAUAGACCAAACCAGGCCACGGGAUAAAAGGUGGGGGCCACUUCAUGUCGCCAUCCUCUCUCUUCUCUCUCUCCGACAAAAUCCAAUCCCAGCAGCAGUUCACACCGUAAACCAAAUCCCACCAGCACACGAAACCGAAAGAAGAAGAACUAUACAUCUUCCUCUUGUUCAUUCUUCUUCUUCUAUCCGGAAGAAUUGGGAGGUGUAAUGGAGGACCAGAAAUUUUAGGAGCAGUCAUCGCAAAAUUCCUCAAAAAUAAAUAAAAACUUGCCCAAUUACGUACGUGUAAUGAUGACACGAGUGAAAGUAAAUAUGCUGUGAGUUUUUGAUACGGUGUAAACUUUUGGACAAAAGGUGCUCGUUAAGUGAUAGUUUGAUCCCAGAUUUACUCUAAAACCUGACAAAAAUACGGACAUUUGUUCACUUUUACUUUCACUUUCACUCGCUUUCACCUUGUUAUUAUUACUCUUGACUGGAUUGGAUAGGAUCAAGAAGCGAGGCAUUAAAGUGAAUUGGGGACUUGUUUGUAAAUACACAUUUUUGCUUAUUACACAACUUUUUUGUGUAAAAGAUCGUCAUCUCCACAUUAUUAUUUACGAGGGGGAAAUCAUUCCUUUGUGAAUAAAAAAGAGAGCUCCGACCGGAAGUAGGCAGCCAGUCAUUGGAGGAGGAUAAAAAAGACGUGCAAUUGUGUAAUAACAAGGUAUAUCCGGAAUAUCCUCUUACAAUGGAUGACCCCCCUUCUCCUCCUCCCCCCGUUACCAUGACAACCGCUCAACAAAACCGCAGCGCUUCUUCUCCUAACAACCAACCCGCGUCACUCAAACGAUCUAAAAGUUCCCGCUUCAAAACCCGCAGAAGAAAGACGACCGACAAGGCGGGAACAAAUGGCGGGAACACUUGUUUCACCUCCGCCCAAAAUACAUGCUCAAUUCUUGCUACUAAAUACCACUCUUAUUUUCGCCGCCGACCCCGCCACAGUGCAAGUUUGGCGUUUGCGGUCAUUUUUAUCAUUAUGAAACUCGUCUCCAUGGCGUCGGGACAAUAUGCAGGGGUCGUUUUUGAAGGAAUGUGUCCCGUCCCGGAGUGCUAUUGCGGAUUGGAUACGAGAAAUCGGUUAGAAGUCGAUUGCAGUUCGGGCGGGCUCAAUGAAAUCCCGACGAGUCGGAUGUCCCCGCAUAUUGAAGUUAUAAGAAUCACGUCGCCGAAAGGGAGGGCAAAUCAUGUCACGAUUGGAAGAUCGUUUCGACAGUUUAAGAAGUUGGAAGAGUUGCACAUUGUAAACUCGAAUAUUCCCAACAUUGGAGAAAACAACUUUUGGGGCGUCCUUUCCCUCAAAUUGCUCAAUCUCACGAGAAACAAUAUAAAUCAAAUUGUUGAUUUUAAUUUCCGCGGAUUAUCAAAUUUAGAAACGCUGUCCUUAUCGGAAAAUCAUAUUGAUACACUGGACUCGGAAUGCUUCAAAAAUUUGACAAAGCUCAAGGUGCUUGAUCUGUCACGAAACAGAAUUGGUCGUCUGGUGGAACGUCUUUUCUAUAAUUUACACAUGUUGGAAGUCCUCGAUUUGUCUGACAACCGUUUGAGAGAUUUAAACGCAGACGUUUUCCGAGACAUUUGGCGUCUCAAGGAGUUUCGGUGUCAAAGAUGUCAACUAAGGAGCAUCCCGCCGUUGUGGUAUUCGCUCCUACCGGCAUUAAAGAAACUGGAUUUGCGCUAUAACGAACUAAAACGUCUCCAAGAAGGUGAAUUCUCCGCGCUCAAAUCCAUUGAGGAAAUAGCCCUCGACGGCAAUAAGAUCAACGUCUUGUCUGAAGAAGCAUUCAAAUUUACGCGCGUCCGCACCCUCUCGAUGUCCUACAAUGGAUUAACCUCCGUCGAUCGGACCGCUUUCGUCAACGCGUCCGUCGAUUCCUUGGACCUUUCUGGAAAUAAGUUUGAAAAUUUGAACAAAUUAAUAUUCCUCGAUUUAAAGCAUAACUUGACAAAGCUGGAUCUAAGUCGCAAUCCCCGCCUAAAAUUGGCCUCUUUACUUAUCAUUCUCUCCGAAAAUACCCGCCUGAAAUGGUUAUCUGUUGCCCGGAAUAAUUAUGAAGACCUACCCCUCGAUCUUUUCGAAGAUAACCGAUACCUUACCCAUCUCAACUUAUCGAACAAUCGGCUCCGCGACUUAUUUCCACGUCAAUUCAGUCCACUUAUCAACCUCCAAAUUUUGGACCUCAGCUAUAAUCGAUUGCUCGGAAUUGAAUCCGAAGUUCUUGCGGUUUUCGAUCGAAUAUCGAGCAUUCGGGAGAUACGAUUGGAGGGAAAUCCUUGGGCGUGCGAUUUGUGUCAUGUUCCCCCGUUGCACAGGUGGAUUCAAACCUCCCCCAUUUUUCGGAAAGGUUGCAUGCUUCCGAACGGACCGUUCUGUUUGCGCUGUCGAUACCCGAGUGAUCAAUAUGAUAAGGCGAUUAUUGACCUGGACGAGGAAAAUUUGGAGUGGUGUGAUCCUUACGGCGGGGAAUAUGGGGAUGAAAGUCGGCUCGGGAUUUUCCUCGGGAUUGGGAUUCUAUUCCUAAUUUUAGCGGUUUUGGCGGGAGGAUUGAUUAUGAAGUAUCAAUUUUGGCAUACGGCACACUACUAUACGAAUGAGGAGAAUAGGGUCGACACUGGUUUAACCCCGCCGCCGGUAGAUGACGAUUUUGAAGGUUCUCAACAAUACUACGCCACCAUUAAUGGGACCCACACCAAGAUUAUUGCCACUAUUGACGAAAAGAAUUUUGACCCGGAUGCCAAUUUCUAUCCCGAUUUGGGCACUAAUCUCAACCUAAAUCCGCUCUACCGCGCAGGUCCCGCCAUCUCACCGACCGUCGGCAGUAGAAGCGGCGGCGAACAACAACAUACUUCCUCCUUCAGAUAAAUAUUCAAACCAACCGCGGAUUUUUUUGCGUAAAUAACCGAAUUCGGGUAAAAUAUACCGACCGAUUUGCACUAAUUAUUCUGAUUUUCUUUCCAAAAUAACUGAAUUCGGGUUUAAUUUUAAACAAUUAACUCUUCAUGCACGAACUGAAUUCUUAAUUACUGCACGCUUAGAAAAGUUCACUACUAGUUUUAGACACGAACUCUUGAAUUUUUACGUUUCGAACAAAAAAAAAAUUGUUGAGCGGCGAAAAAACGUAGUUUGAAAGUACCGCCAAUGUUUCCAUCCUGUCCGUUUCUCUCCCGCUAUAAAUAGACGGUCCAAUUAAACGUUAUCUACAUAGUUACAGACUAAUUAGCAUUUAAAAUAACACGGUCUGUUUGUCUGGUACUCAAAAAAAUUAUAAAGUAUUUAACGAUCUCAACCCUUAAAUACUAUAAAAUAUAUUCUGAACUCCAUUCUAACUUGCGCCAUAGUUAAAACUACAAUAUUUGGCGCAAGUUAGCAUGAAGUGAAGAAUAAAGGCACCUUAAAUACUAAAAUUUCACCACGAAUUUUGAAAUUAACUGAGAUUCGUAACGAUCAAAUGAAGUACAAGGAACAAGGAAACACAAGAUUCGAUCUAAUUAAACAACGACUAAAAAACUACUUAAUUUAACACUUUUUACAAAAAAAAAUAAAUAACGCAUUUUAGAUUUUUAGUAACCGCUUAAUUUAAAAUUUUACAAAAUUAGCCGUUACUUAAUUAACUCAUUAAUUAAGUAAUUAAUAAUUUCGUUAGCAGAAUAAUAAAUACACAAGUAGUAAAACAGAGGGCAGUAUUUUAGAGAAAUUUUAGUAUUAUAGUGCUGAAAUAGGUGCAUACUAAUUACCCAUUUUCAUGGAAUUUAUUUAAAAAAAUAAACGUUUCCAUGAAAACUUAAGUAUUAGAAGAAAAGGAAUUACGUAUACCAAAAAUACACCCGUGAUAGCGUCGUCGAUUAAUAAAUAAUUGUUGAUCGUAUGAAAAAGAAUCUCGAUCCGUCAUGAAAAACUGAAACUAUUUGAUAACCCAGGACCUAAUAAUUUAUGUAAUAAUUGCACUUUCUAAGUAGCUUUUCAUGUUGAUUACAAAUUUUUACUUACAAAUUCAGUCGUAUUAAUUAGUCUAAAAAUUUCAAAAAUUUCAAAAAUUUCAAAAAUUGUUUAAAAAAAAUUAUUAAAAAACAAACAAAAUAUACUCGCAAUUAAUUUUAAAAAAACUGGACAAAAUGUUAACGAAUUUAAGUAAAAAUGCACACAAAAAUAAUUUAUAAAUUAGAUAUAAUUGCACAAUUGUAAUUAACUAUGAUUAUUAAUUACGUUACAAAAAAUCGAUUAAUUAAUUAAGUCCUUUUACGAUUUUUUUAUUAUUAAAAAACAAACAUAAUUAAUUAACUUUUCAAAUUAAUAUUUGCUACGUAGGAAAUCAAAUCGAUAGCUGCGAUACGUUUCUGAAACUCUUUGGUGCUUAUGAAAAUGAAAAGUGUUCACUUUUCUUGUUCAAUUUUCUUGUUUAUUGCGAUUUAUUAGGUGCAUUUACUAUACCCUACUUGCGCCAAUGUUAUAACUUUUAACUAUGGCGCAAGUAUAAAUGCAGCGUUCCCUCAACGCUGCACCCCCCGCAUUAUAGAUGACUGAACAAGCAUAAACUAACUAAUUACUGAUUAAUUAUUAUUACGUAAAUAGUAUGAAAAUGUUAAGUAAUUAAUAAUCAAUUAAUUAACGUGUUACAUAAUUAAUAGAAAUGUUGAUGAUAAUGAUUUGUUAAAUAUUAAUCAUAAAAUAGGGACUGAUUGGUUAAGUAAUGAAUUAGUAUUUAAUUAAUUAAUUAAGGAGGUGCUCACUACUCCCUGGAUGAUUCGUGUCUCCCAAAAAGCAUAAAAUAAUAAAAAAAUUAAUGUAUGAAAAAAAGUAAGAAUUAAAUGAUCUCAUGAGAUGAUUGAAA
Folsomia candida is the source of this 5095-nucleotide messenger RNA. Its product is annotated as toll-like receptor 4. NCBI's taxonomy places the organism in Eukaryota, Metazoa, Arthropoda, Collembola, Entomobryomorpha, Isotomidae. Gene Ontology annotation, cellular component: extracellular matrix. Gene Ontology annotation, molecular function: protein binding. The transcript has 7 exons. Bases 958 to 3129 code for a protein of 723 amino acids. The record is from RefSeq and is a predicted model, not a curated record.